CCCAUUGACAUGAAGAAAGAUGGCGGUCUUCAGUGUGUAUGUUGUCAAUAAGGCUGGCGGACUCAUGUACCAGUACGAUAAUUAUGUGCCUCGGGCUGAAGUGGAGAAAACCUUCAGUUUUCCACUUGAUUUAGUAUUAAAGAUUCAUGAUGAGAAAGUUGUUGUUUCAUUCGGUCAGCGGGAUGGCAUCAGAGUCGGUCAUGCGGUUCUGUCCAUUAACGGGGUGGAUGUGAAUGGUAAAUACACAGCGGAGGGGAAGGACAUACAGGAGUAUCUGAAAGAUCCUGCGAACUAUCCGGUGUCCAUCAGAUUCGGCCGACCUCGACUCUCCUCCAAUGAGAAACUCAUGCUGGCGUCAAUGUUUCACUCACUGUUUGCUAUUGGAUCACAGUUAUCACCUGAGGUUGGCAGCUCUGGUAUUGAAAUGCUGGAGACAGAUGUGUUUAAACUGCACUGCUUUCAGACACUCACAGGAAUAAAGUUUAUUGUAUUGGCAGACCCACGACAGACUGGUAUUGAUGCUCUCUUAAGAAAGAUUUAUGAAAUCUACUCAGACUUUGCACUGAAGAAUCCUUUCUACUCUUUAGAGAUGCCUAUCAGAUGUGAGCUUUUUGACCAAAAUCUGAAGAGUGCCCUUGAAAUAGCAGAGAAAGCUGGUACAUUUGGACCGGUUUCCUGAACUGGACCUUCAUAAAGUAUAUUCAUUCACCUGAUGGGAUCUCUAGAAUUUCUGCAAUCAACCUUGUCCUGAAAAACGAUUGCUGGCAUAAGGAUUUCUUUCUGUCAGCAUUUAAAGGAAGAGGAACAAGACUGUUCCUUGAGGUCAAAUGAGUGAACCGAGUUUAAAGACCACUAUGACUGCCUUUUUUCACAUUCUUCUUUAACUUUCUUUUCAAGUAUAAUCAAUCCCAAGCUUGCAGUGAGAAAAUAAAAAUGGGUUUAAGAACCCUUUGUAAAUAAUGUAUAAGGACACAGUGUAAGUUGUUCGUCAUGAAACUCUUAUGCAGAGCUUCAAAACAAGAUGGAGCAACUCAAAGUUUGGCUACAUUAUAUAUCGUUCAUAUAAAUGUCAUGUUUAAUAGCAUCUGUCCAAAUGUAAUCUGAAAUUUGGUUUUAGUUCGCAGAGUAUGAUGAUGUUCAAUACAAUUUAAGCUCAGUCGACAGCAUUUGUGGCAAAAUGUUGAUUAGCACAAAAGAUCAUUUUGACUCGUCCAUCCUUUUCUUAAAAAAAAAAAAAAAAAAAAAAUUUAAAAUCUGGGUUCCAGUGAGGCACUUACAAUGGAAGUGAAUGGGGGCUAAUUUUUAGAGGGUUUAAAGGCAGAAAUGUGAAGCUUAAAACUUUAUAAAAACCCUUAUAUGAAUCAUUUAACACUCAUGUUUUAUUUGAGCUGUAAAGUUGUUGUAAAUCGUUGUUUUUACAGUCUUUUGGGGGUUUUAGGGUUUACAGUGUUGUGUUGUCAUGGCAAUAAAGUUGUAAAAUUGGGUAUAAUUUUACACAGAAAAGGUUAGCGAUCUUAUCACAUUAAAAUCGUGUUAACACGGAUAUUGUUUGUCUUAUAACUAUACUUUUGAAACAGUUGAGUAUUUUAACGUUUAUGGAUUGGCCCCCAUUCAUUUCCAUUGUAAGUGCCUCACUGUAACCUCGAUGUUUUGCCUUUUUUUUUUUUUUUAGAAAAGGAGGGACGAGUCGAAAUACAUUUUUGUGGUAAACAACAUUGUGCAACAAAUGCUGUCGAUUGAGCAUAGCUUGAAUUGAACCCGGAAUAUUCCUACGUAAAAUUAAGUAAAAACAAGUUUCUCAAAUUCUUUUAUUUAUUUAUUUUUUUUUGGGGGGGGGGGAUUUUUUCCCCUUUUUCUCCCAAUUUGGAAUGCCCAAUUCCCCAAUGCGCUCUAAGUCCUCGUGGUCGCAUAGUGAUUCGCCUCAGUCCGGGUGGCGGAGGACGAAUCCCAGUUGCCUCCGCGUCUGAGACAGUCAACCCGCGCAUCUUAUCACGUGGCUUGUUGAGCGCGUUGUCACGGAGACAUAGCGCGUGUGGAGGCUUCACGCCAUCCACCGCGGCAACCACGCUCAAUUCACCAUGCGCCCCACCGAGAACGAACCACAUUAUAGCGACCACGAGGAGGUUACCCCAUGUGACUCUACCCUAUUUGGUUGCUUAGGAGACCUGGCUGGAGUCACUCAGCACGCCCUGGGAUUCGAACUAGCGAACUCCAGGGGUGGUAGAAGUUUCUCAAAUUCAAAUAAAGGUCAAACGGGGCAUUUAUAUAAUGAACAUGCAAACAAGUACAGCAUAAUGUGAGUCUCGCAUUUGUUUUUUUUUUUGUUAUUUUUAUCCCCUUCUCUCCCCAAUUUGGAAUGCCCAAUUCCCACUACUUAGUAGGUCCUCGUGGUGGCGCGGUUACUCACCUCAAUCCGGGUGGUGGAGGACAAGUCUCAGUUGCCUCCGCUUCUGAGACCAACAAUCCGUGCAUCUUAUCACGUGGCUCGCUGUGCAUGACACCCCGGAGACUCGCAGCAUGUGGAGACUCAUGCUACACUCCGCGAUCCACGCACAACUUACCACACACCCCACUGUGAGUGAGAACCACUAAUCGCGACCACGAGGAGGUUACCCCAUGUGACUCUACCCUCCCUAGCAACCGUGCCAAUUUGGUUGCUUAGGAGACCUGGCUGGAGUCACUCAGCACACCCUGGAUUCAAACUUGCGACUCCAGGGGUGGUAGUCAGCAUCAAUACACGCUGAGCUAUCCAGGUCCCUUGAAUCUUGCAUUUAUUUAUUUAUAUGUACUAAUUUCAGUGUGCUAUUAAACAAUCAUGUGAUAUAACA
Myxocyprinus asiaticus (Chinese sucker) is the source of this 2828-nucleotide messenger RNA. RefSeq names its product trafficking protein particle complex subunit 4-like. The coding region runs from base 20 to 679 and encodes 219 amino acids. The transcript is spliced from 5 exons. NCBI's taxonomy places the organism in Eukaryota, Metazoa, Chordata, Actinopteri, Cypriniformes, Catostomidae. The record is from RefSeq and is a predicted model, not a curated record. Gene Ontology annotation, cellular component: TRAPP complex. Gene Ontology annotation, biological process: endoplasmic reticulum to Golgi vesicle-mediated transport.